Penicillium chermesinum is the source of this 849-nucleotide messenger RNA. RefSeq names its product N-terminal C2 domain-containing protein. Bases 1 to 849 code for a protein of 282 amino acids. The record is from RefSeq and is a predicted model, not a curated record. Lineage: Eukaryota; Fungi; Ascomycota; Eurotiomycetes; Eurotiales; Aspergillaceae. The transcript is spliced from 4 exons.
AUGCAAGCAUUCGAUGAGCACCGAUUAACUGGACUAAAGAUUAUUGAUAUCAAUAAUGUGCCCCUAGGCAACAGUUCUGCUUGGGUGAAAUGGCGCCUUCCGUCAUCGAGUGCCACUGAAUCGCAAGGGCACACCGAGAAGUCCACGAUAACCGAUCACCGUGCAUACUGGAACUACGAGAAGGUUGUCUCUGUUAGGCUCACGAUCGACAGGACGUCUAUGCUGCAAGAAUGCGAGAUCACUUUUGAAGUCAUUCAAGAAUUCCAUUCUUCGCCCACGUCCGAGAAAAAUGUCCUGGGAAAGAUCAAGCUCAACCUUGCGGAAUAUGUUGAUAAGGUAGAAGAAGAUGAGGGAGUGGUUCGUAGGUACCUCUUGUAUGACAGCAAAGUGAACUGCACUGUCAGAAUCGGGAUUUCCAUGCGCCAGAUAGAAGGAGAUCGCAACUUUACAACGCCGCCACUGAAGUCGGCCACUGUCUUUGGAGGCAUCGCAAGAGUUGUUGCAGACCCAGGCGACUCUGACGAACUCGGCCACCUUCCCUCUAUGAACACCAAGAGUCGUGAAAUUUCAGAUAUGCAAGACAUGUAUCGCCGAACCUUAGCAGCCUCCUGGAUAUCCCGCCCAUGUGAUCUCCCUGCUGACAAGCUGAUCGAGGAAAUAUUUAAGGGGGGCUCCUCGCGGAACGAUUCACAUCCAGAUCUCCAUACCACUCAGAAAGGUGGCAGCUUGGAAGAGCAUCUCCAUGAUGGAAAGGGUCGCACAUGGAAGAGCCGUAACACAGAGCAUGAGUUAUCGGAAUUUGAUGUACGCCCCGACCUGCGAAGCUGGGAAAUAAGAGCUAAGGAUUAG